Molecule: messenger RNA, 13015 nt
Organism: Paramuricea clavata
Lineage: Eukaryota; Metazoa; Cnidaria; Anthozoa; Malacalcyonacea; Plexauridae
Source: the annotation of a GenBank genome assembly
GAUGAAAGUAACUGCCAUUUACAGUUACCUUUGAUGCCUCACGAUUGUGGGACAUCAAAACCAUGCCAGAGCGCUCAAACUGCAUGCAGUGAGCGUGCGCAAUAUAUAUAUAUAUAUAUAUAUAUAUAUAUAUAUAUAUAUAUAUAUAUAUAUAUAUAUAUAUAUAUAUAUAUAUAUAUAUAUAUAUAUGUAGCGGUUUUUGAGUUGUUUUCAGACGAGUGUAUACCAAACCGGGCAAGCAGAGAAUUCUACUUGACCGCGGCUGGGAUUCGAACCCGCGACCUUCGCAUUUCUAGAACGACGCUCUACCGUCUGAGCUACAAGGUCAAGCUGAGAACGACUUGUUAAGUUAUGAUGUUAGUUGCAUUUCGGAGGUUAGUCCUUCAAUGCGUAAAGCCAGCUAUUAGUCUGGCAAUGUUGUAUGUGAAUGUUGUGGUUUCCCACGUUGACGAUUCCACUCGUGUUACGUUAUGUAGCGGUUUAUGAGUUGUUUUCAGACGAGUGUAUACCAAACCGGGCAAGCAGAAAAUUCUACUUGACCGCGGCUGGGAUUCGAACCCGCGACCUUCGCAUUUCUAGAACGAUGCUCUACCUUCUGAGCUACAAGGUCAAGCUGAGAACGAUGUGUUAAGUUAUGAUGUUAUCAGCAACACAUCGUAAAUAAAUAUAUAUAAAUAUAUAUUGGACACGUAAAAUGUAAAUCUAUAUCUCUAUAUCUCUAUAUCUCUAUAUCUCUAUAUAUCUCUAUAUAUAUAUAUAUAUAUAUAUAUAUAUAUAUAUAUAUAUAUAUAUAUAUAUAUAUAUAUAUAUAUAUAUAUAUAUAUAUAGCUUAAGUUUUUGGUUUACGCAACACAAACAGUGCUCAAUACCAUAUAGAUAGAGCGUAAUAUAGUUUUUCGUUUUACCUCAAAAAACCACAACAGUCUGUUUCAUCCGUAUAGGAAUCAUCAGGUGGUCUGAUAUAUAUAUAAAAAUAUUUCCCACGAAAUAUGUCACACCUGAACUAAUUAGAUAAGUGAGUAACAAUUUAAUUAUAUUUAAUGUUAAUCCCUGGCGCGCCUGUUGAAGAGGGAGGAAAUUUAGAGCACUUGAAACUAUGUAACAGCUAGGGCCAAGAACAAGGUAUUAAACCAAGAUAACUUCGAUAUUUUGCAAAUCUCCAUUAUCAGUGGUCAAGUGAAGAACUCAGAAUUUAUCUUCAACAUCAUUUUGGUCCUACUUUCAGGUUAGCGAUACAUUUCUUUUUUUACACAAUCAUUCUUUCACCUAUUCUCUUCUAUUAUGGCUUUACCCAACCCAAAGGUACUGGUAUUUGGUCAUUCCUUUGUGAAGCGCAUGCAUCGGGAUUUAAGAUCCAAAUUCGAUGUUCGCGCUGCCCUAAAUUUUAACAUGCACAAUGUAGCUAUCAAACUGCAUGGUGUUGAGGGGAGGACUGUUGACAAAUUAGUUAAAUUAAAUUUGAUUUCAACAGGGUUACCCAGUUUCAGCCCAACAUUGUUAUUUUAGAGGUUGGGAAAAUGACUUAACCUUGGAAAAACCCGAAACUGUGGGAUCGAGAAUUGACGAUCUAGUGCGCAUGUUGCUCGGGGUUCCAUCCGUCAGAGUCGUCGGCGUGUGUUUGGUAACCAAUCGGGCCUCUUCUCCAAAAUUUAGCGAUCUUGAACCAAUAUACCUUACGGUUGUGUUAGAAGAUAAGCACAACGUCUUCUGUUGGAGACAUAAAGGCUUUACUCAGCCAACCAUUUCGCCUUUUCUGGCUGAUGACGUCCAUUACACCCGCAGAGCUCAAUAUAUUCUUUGUAUAGAAGUUAUCGGGGCGCCAUCCUCAAGGCCAUUCAGUUUCUUUCACGCUGUGCGGUCGCAUUUUUAUUUGAUUUUUCUUAUCCUCAUUUAUAUACCAUUACAUGUUUAUGUUAAAAUACAGCUAUCUCACCCUUCGUGGUGAGUCGAGGCUUCGCCCUCAACAUUUGUUGUUAUACGGAUCGCACUUCGCUGUGUUCCCUGUUGAGGCUUCGCCCUCAAAAAUUUUUUGUCAGAGGCUUCGCCCUCAUUUAAUGCAAAUGUUUUACUGCACUGUAAGCCGAGGCUUUGCCCUUUUUUCCAUCUGGCGUUUUGGGCAAGUGGUGCGGUCACCGUUUUAGUGUGGCCAAGCUUGAUCCAGUCAGUUAAAAUUCUCCUAUUUGUCGAUCGCGUUCUCGUUCCUUACACAAUCUGCGUUCUGAGGGGCAACUCACUUCUAAUCCAUUUUGCAGUAAUUUCUUUUUCAGUUCAUUAUGCCACCUAAAGGUUCUAAGAGUUCGAAACGCAAGUCGUCGAAAUCUCCGGCCGAUUCAUGAUCGCCGUCACAGCGACCUCGUGUGCUGACUCGUAGUUCGACCAUUGCUUUAGAGCCAACCAUUGCUUCUCCGUCCGCUGGUGCAACAACGAGCUCAACCGUACGCGAACCCGUCAGCGUCGCCAGCACAUCGGCAGCGUCUGAUGCUGGUACCAUCUCCCCACAGCUUCUUCAGCCGAUCGUGUCAACAGUUACUGCUGAAGUUACUCGGCGACUUACACCACACCAUCAAGCGGAGCUUUCGGCCGCUGUUGUUGAGGCCCCAGUUGUCGCGAUGGGAGCAUCCACCUCGACUGAAGAAGCCUUACAGUCCGUGCAUUCCGCCGUUGCAGGUGAGCCUUCCUCUUAUUCUGCGAUGCCAAGUCAACCCUACGAAUCGAUCCAUUUGCCUCUUGACUCCAGGAUAACAACAAAAUUAAAAAACAAAAUUUGGAACGACGAAUAUAUUGAUUUUGGGUCUUUGUUGAGCAAUCCCGGGGCGGUCGACACCAAAUUUCAAUUGAGUGUAAAGACCUCUAAUGAUGGUCUUCAUCCCUCUCUUUCGUUUGAACCUGUCCACAAACCACAAAAGGUCGCCCAUAUCGCGACCUGGAUGAGCGCUUUCCGAAUUUUUGUCGGGGUGUACACACAGAAAUAUCCUCAUGAGUCCCCCGCACUCAUGAAAUACGGCGAUAUUGUGCAGGACCUAGCAAAUCGAGGCCAUAAUUGUCGUUUUUACGAUGAAAAUUUUCGUUUUCUGAGACAGAAAGAACGCAGCGCGGUGCCUUGGGCCAAUGUGCAUUGGGAAUUGUGGCUAAGAUCGCAGUAUCCUACCAGUAGAUCAGUCGGCCCUGGGCAACGCGCUGUCGCUAAUACUACCAAAUUGCCUUUUCUUAGUAUACCUCGCGGCCAUUGUUUUAGAUUUCACAAAGGCGACGCAUGUUCGGAUUGUGAGUUUAAGCACACCUGUUUUUAAUGCGCUGGCUCACACCCAGCCAUAAGAUGUAAUUUUCGUGGCCCACCAAAACGAGAUCCGAACCGAAACGCUAGGUCCGAUAAGCGCAAUGCCGCUCCCAACCCCCAUACAAAUAAAUCAUCUUAAUUCAUUUUUACAGGGUUAUAACCCUGACGAUAGCAAAACACUUGUUUCAGGUUUUACGCAUGGUUUUUCUUUACAUUUUAACGGCUUCAUUAACCAAACUGAGGGUAAAAAUUUGACUUCGGCUAAAGCGCACCAAAACGUUGUUACUCAAAAACUGUCUAAAAAUUAGUCGCUGGCAGAAUCUCUGGACCUUUUCAUGCCAUGCCAUUUCAUCCGUUUCGAGUUUCCCCCUUGGGUCUUGUGCCUAAAAAGUCUCCUGGUGAAUUUCGAUUGAUCCAUCAUUUAUCUUUCCCACGAGGAUCUUCAGUCAAUGAUGGCAUUGGUCCUGAGGAUACUAGUGUGCAUUUAUAUGCCACCGUGGCUGAUGCAAUACGUUUAAUCAAAUCCAACGGGAAGGGUUGUUUUCUUGCGAAAACAGACAUUAAAAAUGCGUUCCGUAUUAUUCCUAUUCGACCAGAGGACCACUAUUUACUGGGUAUGAAAUGGCAGGGCAUGUAUUAUUAUGAUCGAUGCCUUCCUAUCGGGGCAGCCAGCUCGUGUAAAACAUUUGAAAUUUUUAGUACGGCUUUACAGUGGAUUGCUCAACAAAAACUUCUCAUUGAUUCUAUUUUACAUUUACUUGACGAUUUUCUCCUUGUAUCCCCCAUCUUAUGACGCCUGUGCAGUUCGAUUAAAACGUUUUCUCGAUUUUUGCGCUUUUAUUGGAUUGCCCAUGGCACCGGAAAAAACGUGUGGUCCUUCAACCACGCUUUGUUUUGCAGGUAUUGAGUUAGACACGAUCAGAUUUGAGGCCCGUUUACCUUUGGAAAAGUUGAGAAAAUGUGUUGACAUUAUUUCUGAUUUUCAAAAGCGUAAGAAGAUUACCUUAAAGUGCCUAUCUCAUGAUUGAGGUUUUUACAUAUUUAAUAUAUUUCCAACAUUUUAAGACGAUUUGCUUAAUAUUAUCAAAAGCAAAAAUUUAAUCUUCCUUAUCAUUUUUGUAUCUGCGAAGCAGAUAUAUUGCUGUCGCAAACGUACCGUACCGUACUGUUACCGUAUCUCUAGCCAUUCAGCGACGAGCUUAUAUAAUUUAAAAGCCAAUCGGCGAUUAGCUUACAUCAUGCACACACCUAACCUGCGAACGGGCAUAAAUGGCGGGCUGAUGGCCUCGUGUUGUCAAGUGUUCGCCAUUUUGGGUUCAAAAAUAUGUUGAAUUGCUCUCUUAUUUUCUCGCCAUUCUACUAUUAACAUGGAAACUUAUCCUCAUCUGGUAAGUAGUCAAUCUCUUCGGAGAUCAAAACAAUCUCUUCGGAGAUCAAAACAAUCUCUUCGAAGAGCAAAACAAUCUCUUCGGAGAUCAAACAAACAAUCUCUUCGGAGAUCAAUAAAACAAUCCCUUCGGAGAUCAAAUCAAUCUCUUCGGAGACCAAAUCAGUCUCUUCGGAGAUCGGAACAAGCAAAUACAUAUGACAUUGUACAUUUAUACUGUACUCAUAGUAGCUAUAUUAAGUGUAUAAAUUCAGAUCACUGUGCAUGUAGUUGCAGAUCGACUGUACGGAAAAUAACUAAGCAAGCAAAUGCUAAACGAUGUAGAGACCGUGCACCUUCCAGAUUACCUUUAAAGAGAAUUAUAUUAGCUAUGAGAAAGAGAAAAAAUAGAUAAUUUUUAAAGCAUUAUUUUGUAAGAACUGCCCCCAGGUCAUCCAUUUUGAACAAGAUAGCUAGUAAUUUCAAGCAAUGUUGUUUUCAAUUUGUGCAAAUAUAACAUAUUUUUAUGAAUUCAUUUGGAUAUUCUAAGCCAUGUGUCAACUUAGUUCACAAAAACAUGAAUACAGCAAAAGAAUCAUUGUGUAAUAUGUUAAACUGUCAAAACAUAGCAGGCAAUAUUGCCAAUGAACAAUAUCACAUAUCUCAAAGGACACUAAUGUUAUCAGGAGAUAUUGAAUUAAAUCCUGGUCCUGUUCAAAACAACAGUUCAACUAGGGUGUCGUCAAAUGUAGUGUUACAACAAAGGUUAAGACGCUUUCAGUUAAGACCAUUUGAUGUCGGUGGUUAUGGUGACUGUUUCUUUCGAGCUGUGUCACAUCAAUUAUAUGGUGACCCUGAACGACACUUUGAAGUUAGAGCGGCUGGUAUUGCGUAUAUGAGAGAUAAUCCUGAGAGAUUCAUUGAAAGUAAUACUGAAAUCUCUUGGUUAGAAUACCUGAAUAAUAUGUCUAUGCAAGGGACAUGGGGUGAUGCUAUGAUAAUACAAGCUGUGGCUGACAAGCUUAAGUUAAAAAUUACUAUUUGCAGAGACGCAUGAAGGGUUUCGUGAGUACAGUAUAAUACAACCUGUAUCAUCAACACAGCAACUAACUCAUGUCUAUUUGGGACAUAUAGAUGAGUAUCACCAUGUAUCAGCAUUGUCAUGUACUUCAACAUCAGGUUUUGUUGAGAUAUACCCUGAACAGUCAACCCAGAGCUCUCAGCCUAAGCAAACAAGAACACAGUAUAUAAACAAAUACAUGAAACCAAAACAAGCUAAUGAGACACAGAGCCCCGAGUCUAAGGAAAGGAGAAGAGUUUAUGCAAAGGAAUAUAGGAAACGUAAACAGGCCAGUGAGGGGACCGGCUAAACGGAGAGUUAUGAAGUGGAGAUUUAUCUCGGAGAGUUAUGAUUUCGGAGAGUUAUGGUCGAACCACCCCCAAACCACGUCCACUUUUCCCAACGACCUCACCCAAUUUCUUAACUCUCUCGAGGUUUCCUUGAACUAACAUGAGAGAGUUAUGUUUGACGUAACUCUCUCUCGUUAACAUUAUGAAGAUGUUAGAGAGUUAUCAUUUUUUAUAACUCUCCGCGUUCAUGAUUGUGGCAAUGAAAAGAGUUAUGUCAGCUUUUUUGAAAAAAACGUCCACAUAUUAGUAAAUAUUUGUAAAUUUACUUUUUUCUGAAGUGUCAGCUUUAACAUUUCACGCUAGUAGAAACUAAUAGUACUUUAGUAUUUACCAAGUUCUCUAUAUGUAAAUGUUUAUAUACAUGCUCACUUGGAUUAUCUAGCAAGACCAGCAUUCACAUACAGCUCUCGUAUUAGAUAGAACCAGAAAACCUUUCCAAUGUAAUGCCUUAUUGGCUUAUCUGGGAAAGUAUUUCCAAAACCUGAAUUGCUGAUUCAAUUUUCUUAAUUUUCUUACAACUAUGCUUACCGUAUUUACUCCCAAAUACACGUCAAAGCAUGCUUCUGGGGUACUUUGACCCUCCUGAUGCAAGCAUCUCAUUGUUUUGACCGAGUCAAGUUGUAUUUCCUGUUUGGACGCACGCUAUUGACACGCUGUAUACAAACUGAAAUAGCAAAAUAUAAGAUGAAAAUCUGAAGAAACAAGCUUUACUAAGGUUUUCUCAAAAAACUGACUUAACUCUAUUCAUUGCCAUAAUCGUGAACGCGGAGAGUUAUAAAAAAUGAUAACUCUCUAACAUCUUCAUAAUGUUAACGAGAGAGAAUUACGUCAAACAUAACUCUCUCAUGUUAGUUCAAGGAAACAUCGGGAGAGUUAAGAAAUUGGGUGUGGUCAUUGGGGAAAGUGGGCGUGGUUUGAACAUAACUCUCCGAAAUCAUAACUCGCCGAGAUAACUCUCCGGUUGGUACCUCUCCCUUUAGUCAUACCCCCAGUGAGAGUUCCCAGCCCUCAACACUAAGCAUUGAGGCUAAGCAAAAGAAACGACUGUAUGCAAAGGAAUAUAUGAAACAUAAACGGGCCAGGGAGAGUUCCCAGCCCUCAACACUUAGCAUUGAGGAUAAGCAAAAGAAAAGACUGUACGCAAAGGAAUAUAGGAAACGUAAACGGGCCAAUGAGAGUUCCAGUCCUCAACACUGAGUAUUGUGGCCAGUGGCGUAACGUUAUAUCAGGGGCCCCCGGUUCAAAAUUUUCGAAGGCCCCCCCCAGUAGAAGUGCCAAAGGCACGAGUUGAGCGCCGUAUAUGCACGAGUUUUCUAGGGGUCCAGGGCAUGCUCACCCGGAAAAUUUUUGAAUCUAGACUUUCUGAAAUGCCAUUUCCCAGCCUUUGGGGAGAGAUUUUACAGAAUUCUGAUGGUCAGAAAACGACAUUGUGACAUAUCAGAGGCCCUGGUCAAUGUUUUUGCUCUACAGCCUGAGCCUGCGGGCCUCCAUUUGGCCCAUUGGGGUUGGGGGCCCCCGGGUUCGCCCGGUCCGAGGCCAUAGUAGUUACGCCACUGAUUGUGGCUAAACAAAAGAAAAGGCUGUACGCAAAGGAAUAUAGGAAACGUAAACGGGCCAGUGAGAGUUCCCAGCCCUCUACACUGAGCAUUGAGGCUAAGCAAAAGAAAAGACUGUACACAAAGGAAUAUAAGAAACAAAAACGUUGUGAGUUUGAACCACUACAAACUUUAAUAUCAAAUUUCAUGAUGUUGUCUCACAAGGUCCUCUUUAUAUUUGCACUUGUUGUGACCAAUUAGGGUACAAGCAUAGUGUCAUUCCAGUCACAACACUUACAGAAAAUAAUCCUGAUGUUCAAGAAAGAUUGUUAAAUAGAAAAACCGUUAAUAAGGUGGAGUGGUUGUGUAAAACCUGUAACAAGUAUUUAAAAAACAAUCAGGUCCCUCCUUGUGCUGCCGUAAAUGGGCUGCAGUUUCCAGAAAAACCUUUGUUUUUCCAUCUAAAUGAAUUAGGGUGUAGAUUGCUUGCCCCAAGACUUGCAUUUCAAAAAUUAAUGCAAGCUCCUAGAGGUAGACAACUAAAAUUAAUGGAAACAUUGUUAAUGUUCCAGCAGAUGUUGUUAAUACUGUUAACAUGUUGCCAAGGUUUCCAAAUGACACCAGCACAAUUAAAGUUAACCUUAAGAGAAGAUUGCAAUACAAAAGUUCAGCAUUAUCACUAAAUGUCAGACCAAAUAAAGUAGCAGAAGCUGCCAAAUGGCUUGUAACUAAUGGUAAUCUUUAUAAAGAUGAAGUAAUAACUUUCAAUGACGCUUAGCUUGAAGAUAAUUCAAAUACUCAAAUGCUAUUUGAUGAUAGUGACAAUGAUCAAACUUCAGAGGGUUCAGAAAAUGUUGUGGACUGUAAUGCCGAAAGCUUCAACUGUGACACAGAAUGUAAACCCCAGCAAUCGUCAGCAUGUGAUGAUGAUGAACACUGGGGUGAAGACGAGGCAGAAAUACCUGCUGGAAUCACUGACACUAUGUUAACAUCUCCAGAUUUUGUCACUGAUAAUGAACGUCAGCAUAUUUUAAAUGUUGCACCUGGUGAGGGCAAUAGGCCUAUGAGUAUAUUUAGAAAUAAAUACUCAGAGGAAAUAGCAUAUCCUGGUAUAUUUCUUGGACAGAAGCGACCAGACAAUACAAAUAGACUAACCAAAGUCCAUUAUAGUGAAAUUUGUAAAUCUGAAUUAAGAAGGUCUGACCGAAGGCAGGGGUUAUUCUAAGGAUAAUUUACAAUUACUCCAGUAAAUACAAAAAUUCUGCCACUUUGUUGAAGUACUAAUACUGUAUCGACCCGCAUUAUCCCUGAGAAUAACUAGCAACACUUUUUUGAAUUUGGUGUAGUCUUCACCUUACUUAUUCUCUAGUUACACUGUGACUCUGUCACAACAACUGUUAGCCUGCUAAUAGUCACUUUUUGGUGUGGUCACGUCAGACCCCACUCAUACGGUACACCUGUUGAUGAAGUAGGUAAUAUAGGUAAUACACGUUCAGGUCUUUCAGGACAUGGGUUCUUAUUGGAUCAAUGGUGGGAGCAAUCAAUGGACCUAUUCCCUAAUGAACACAAUUUUGAUCUAGACAAGUUUAGACAAACGUUUUAUCACGGCUUGAAAGAGCAUCGCAAAAUUAGUAAUAUUCCGAAGUUUCCUUGCGAAAUCUUGUAAAAUGCGGAUAAUAUAGCCCUGCGAAGUUUGCUGUUUUUCAGUCAUUAACUAUAAAAUUUUAGGAAAUAAAUAUGACCUUCGAAUGAGUUUAGCUAAAUCUCAGGUCAAAUACUUUUCAAUUUAGCAGUGGCAAUUAAUAUCAUUUUAUUUCUGGGUCUUUAUAAAAAUAAAUAAAAUGUUUCCCCUGCUGACUGAGAAUUAAAUGUUAAAAUCUAUCAACGUAUCAAACUGAUAAGAGAUAACGACGAAUAGAAUCACUUCAGACUUCUCAAUUUAGAUUCAAUACCUUUGGCUUUCACUUUCCAGAAAGUUGAUAAAGCAAUGUAAAUAUUGAACGAAACUAAUCUUUCAAGAAGAACUUCUCAAAUCGUCUCUGCUACAAUGAAUGUCAAGAGUGGAAUCUUCUACUAUAAUACUUCUUGUAAAAUUCAAAGGAAGAGCCUGAUAUAAUCAACUUUCUUUGAAAGGCAUUGCCCUUAGUAUUCCACGAGAAAGGCGAGUUCAUCACCUUUUUGUGUCAGCUUUAAGAGAUCUAACAACGGUGAAGAAAGAAAUUAUUUAUUGCCUUGUGGAAUUUCUAGAUCAGAGAUUUGGUGUUGAUCAGAAGAUAUUGAAAGUGGUCAAACCCGUUAUUGCUUUAAAGCCUGAUGCUAAUAUCAAGGAAUUCCAUGAAACAAUAUGUUCAGAUUUACCGUUAAUAGAAUUUUCUCUCGAAUUUAACAGCAUUGUAACAUCACCAGAGCUGAUACGUACUCUCCAAAACCUACGUUUAGCUCAGAUGGGAUAGUAUUUGGCAAGAAAACAAAACAUUUACCCCAAUAUUGUCGUAACCCGUGCCAGAAUAUGGGCAGCAAAACCUCACUCGUGCGACAUUGAAAGGUUAAUCAGUGCAUACAACCUUGUAAAAACAUCGCUGAUUGAGGAAUUCUAUUGAUGUGGAAACACAAAAUCUUUAUCUAUACGUUCACUUCAAUAUGCCAACUCUUGAAGAAUUGGAUAAAAGAAUGUGUGUUGUGAGAUGCCUAUUGCCUGCAACAAAGGGAAGGCAGAAACAAGGAAACUGACAAAGCAGGUUAUCAACGAUGGUUCAAUGGUGUGUUCAAAGAAGCAACUGAGAAGAAAGAACACACAAGCAAUGACAGCUAGUGGAUCAACAUGUAGAACAUGAUAAGAAGGCCAAACUGUUUUGAUCAAAGCUUGGCUUAUGGAUAAAAAACACUGAUAACUUCUCUAAUUUACAUUUUUAAACUAGACUAUACAUUGUAUUUUAUACGUCAAUGAAUGUGACUGCUGGAAUGUACAUGAUAUAUUUUUGUGUGUUGAGUUGAAGACUAAAAUAUCAGUAUUAUAUCAGUGACAACUCCAGUGUUUUUUAUUUACAACUCCAGAUCUUUUUUUCCAACUCCAGAAAGACCUAGCAAAUCCAGCUUAGAAUAACCCCUGACCGAAGGGCUGCAAUGUGUGUGGAAAAUAUUUUCUUUAAAACGAAGAAAUUGCAAAUAAAGAUUUUGCUUGGGCAGUCACAAGUUGCAUUAAGAAAAUGUCAACGAAAUAGUAGCACAAUCACUGCCGGUCAACUAAAACAACCGGGUGCAUUAGAUAACAUGAUUCAUCAUGAUCAAGGAUUUAAAUUUCUUAGAGCUGUAAGGGGUUCACCUCCAUAUUUUGAAAAAGCUAAAAAGGGUAUAUUUGCAAUGAUCAGGCAGCUAGGAUCUGCUUCAUUAUUUUGUAGUUUUUCUUCAGCGGAAACACAAUGGACUCAUUUACUGAGCAGAAUACUUGGUAAACUUGUUGAUAACAAAACAUACACUGACACUGAACUUGAGAACCUCAAUUGGGAAGAGAAAAGUAGGUUAAUUCAAAGUGCUCCUGUGACAUGUGCCAGGCAUUUUGAUUAUCAAGUACACAAGUUUUUGCAAGACUUUCUUUUAAGUAGUGCUGCACCUCUAGGAAAAAUUGCAGACUGGUUCUAUAGGGUUGAAUAUUAACAAAGAGGAUCACCUCAUAUUCACAUGUUAAUGUCGCUAGAAAAUGCUCCUACGUUCGUGGAAGAUUCUGAUUGUGAUGUUGUUUCAUUCAUUGAUACGACAAUCACAUGUGAAAAGCCAACUGAGAAUCCAGAUUUACUUGCACUUGUAAACAGGCAAGUUCAUCGCCAUUCUCACACAUGUCGAAAGAAAUCCAAAAGUGUGUGUCGUUUUAAUUACCCACAGCCACCUAUAAGUCAACCAAAAUUCUAUAUCCAUUAGAUAUUGAUAUGGAUGAUAAUGAAGUUAAUCAACAUAAAGACACUUGGAAAUUUAUAAAGAAACAUCUGAAUGAUGUGAAAGAGGGUGAGGAAAUUACAUUUGACCAGUUGCUUGUAAAUCUUAAACUGACAGAACAAAACUAUUUGCUAGCUGUUCAAUCUAGUCUCAAGACACCAACUAUAUUCUUAAAAAGGAAACCGAACGAACUAAGGAUCAAUAAUUAUAAUGCUGCAUGUCUCAGUGCAUGGCGUGCAAAUAUGGAUAUUCAGUUUGUACUAUAUGUAUAUGCAUGUGCAAUAUACAUUGUAUCAUAUAUAUCCAAGGCUCAAAAAGGCAGCUUGUGAAGAAGCAAAAAGGGGAAACUCCAGUACUAAACAACAAUGAUGAUAAUAAUGAGGAAGAAGAAAGCGAACAAAAUAAUAAAAAAGAUCUAAAGCCAGAAUUAUUCGAAGUGUCUGUUUUAACAAGGAAGUUGAUUCUGAAAAGCAUUGCCGUGAACUAAUCAUGUUAUUCACUUCAUGGAGGGAUGAAAUAACUGAUUUAUUAGGGAAUUGUGCUUCUUACCAAGAACACUAUUUUCAAGUUAAAAAUACAAUAGAUGAGCAAAUGAAAUGUUAUGCUAUGUGCAGUGAAGACCUGAAUGCGAUUCAAGACCAGCUUAAUAACGUGGAAGAUAGUGAUGAAAACUAUGAUCUGAUUGCCCCAGGAACACAAAACAUUGAGCGUUAAGAUGAGGAUGAAGGUGCACAAAACCUUCAUCCAGAAUUUAAUGAAAACUAUGACCUAUCUGGUGAUCUUGGAAUUCCUUCAGCUGCAUCUAAUACGGAGCAGCUGAUAUUACAUGAAGAACAGGAUGAUGUUUACAGAGGAAUGGUACAAAAAUUAAACAGAGAACAAAAAGAAUUUUUCUUCCAUGUUUUACAUCUUAUUAAAACUUCUGACAAUCCAUUCUACUGUUUUCUUAGUGGAGGGGCUGGAGUUGGCAAGUCACAUCUCACUAAGUGUCUUUAUCAAGCAGCAUUAAAGUAUUAUAAUAGUAGAGCAGGUGAUGAUUUCCAUCAAGUGAAAAUAUUAAUGCUUGCACCAACUGGUAAAGCAGCUUACAAUAUCAAAGGUAACACAAUACAUAGUGCACUUUCAAUACCUGCAUGUCAAUCUUUAAAGAAUUACAAACAUCUUGAUUCAAGCAGGUUAAACACCUUACGGUGUCAACUUGGUGGUUUAAAACUAAUAUUUUUGGAUGAGAUCUCAAUGGUUGGUAGUACAAUGUUCAAUGUUCAAAUAAAUAAUAGACUGAAAGAUAUUAAAGGAAGUAAAGAAGAUUUUGGUGGUGUAAGCAUGGUUGUUAUCGGUGUUUUAUUUCAGCUGGAACCUGUAAUGGACAGGUAUAUAUUUAAGAAUCUAGACAAUUCAGAAUAUAAGUUCUUGCUCCUAAUAAAUGGCAAGAUAACUUGUUUGAAUUGGAAGAAAUUAUGCGCCAAAGGGAGAGCAAAGUGUUUGCUGCAAUAUUAA